Messenger RNA from Nerophis lumbriciformis (worm pipefish), 2178 nucleotides. The record is from RefSeq and is a predicted model, not a curated record. NCBI's taxonomy places the organism in Eukaryota, Metazoa, Chordata, Actinopteri, Syngnathiformes, Syngnathidae.
GUGUCGCUUGUUUGCCGGGGAGCUGACAAAGCCGGGGAGUCCCUGCUUUGGAAUCACCACAAGCAAACUUUCCACGAGGUCGGCAGGAUGGCUUGCUUGGCCGACAGCUGCAUCCAGUUCACGCGUCAUGCCAGCGACGUCCUGCUCAACCUGAACCGCCUCCGAAGCCGGGACAUCCUCACUGACGUGACCAUUCUGGUCAGCAGGCAGCAGUUCCGGGCGCACAAGACCGUCCUCAUGGCUUGCAGCGGGCUGUUUUACACCAUCUUCACCGACUCGCACAAGUGCAACCUCAACGCCAUCAGCCUGGACCCCAAGGUGGAUCCAGAGGGCUUUGCAAUCCUGCUGGACUUCAUGUACACGUCCAGGCUGGCACUCAGGGAGAGUCUGAUCAUGGCCAUCAUGAACACUGCCGUCUACCUGCAGAUGGACCAUGUGGUGGAUACCUGCCACCGUUUCAUCAAGUCCAGUGAUCCAACCGGUAAGCUUCCCAGAGACGAGUUCCUGGUGAGCCCUCUGGUGAUGCCCCAGGACGUCCAUGCGUACCGGCCCCACGACGUGGUGGACGCUUUACACGGCCGCGUAGCUCCCUUUAGGGACGCGCGGCCGACGUAUAGCUCGGGCAUGCUCAACGGCGUCACCACACCUGGCAACUACCAUCUCUACGGGCAGUUCCCUAUGCCGGGGUUCCCCUUCCCUCUCUGCAAGUUAACGGAUGCCAAGAACGCCUUUGGCGACCUGUCAAGGAGCGGGAUCCACCACAAGCACCCGCACGAUGCCGCCGCAGUCAGCAGGGCCGAGUACGCCCGAGCGGUGGGUUCCUCUAGCGUCUUGCAUGCCGCCAACUUCGUCCCCAGGGAAGUGGGGAGGGAGGACGAGGUGAAGAAGGAAAGCCACGAAGGGUUCGGGCUACAGAUAGGCCUCGGUGGGAGGAAGAGGGUCUACCCUGUGUUGACCCUGGACCACCACAAAGACAAAGAGCACGCCCCGCCAGCCGAGGAGGACCUGAUCCAUCACCACUACCCCCUCGGGAUCUCCUCCGCUGGGCGCAAGAGUCUCAUGAGCAGCCCACAGAGCCCCCUCAAAUCAGACUGUCAGCCCAAUUCACCAACAGAGUCCAGCAGCAGCAAGAACGCCGGACUCUCGCAAGCUGCUUCGGGGGCGCAGCAGUCAGCAUCGGGAACACAGGACCCCAAAGCUCGCAACUGGAAGAAGUACAAAUUCAUUGUGCUUAACCAAAGCGCUAGGGAGGACGAGGCCAGCCUGCGGGACACCGGGCUGUGCUCGCCUCAGCGCGUAGGCCUGCAGCCGUACCUCCACCCCGGGGACUCUGAUAACCUGGAGGCGCAAAGCACACGCAAGAGCGUCGAGGAUCAUCCCAUGCCGCAAAGUAGCCGACUCAACAACAUCAUCAGCAGUGCACUAGAUGGAUCCCUGAGGAACGUUGAGGGCCAGCACCCGUCGCGGUACCUGAACCGCCUCAACUGCUCGUCGUGCGGUGCUCAGUCCCCGCAGCACUCGGAAAUCUGCCCUUCGCGGUCGCGGCUGGGCGAGGACAUAACCGAAAUGCACUCUGAGUACUCAGACUCCAGUUGCGAAAACAGCACCUUCUUCUGCAACGAGUGCGACUCCAAGUUUGCCGAGGAGGAAGCGCUGAAGCAGCACUCGCUUCAAGUGCACAGCGACAAGCCCUACAAGUGUGACCGUUGUCAGGCCGCCUUCCGCUACAAGGGCAACCUCGCUAGCCACAAGACCGUCCACACAGGCGAGAAGCCGUAUCGCUGUAACAUCUGUGGUGCUCAGUUCAACCGACCAGCCAACCUCAAGACUCACACUCGCAUCCACUCAGGAGAGAAGCCAUACAAAUGUGAGACGUGCGGUGCUCGCUUCGUACAGGUUGCCCACCUCCGAGCCCACGUAUUAAUCCACACAGGAGAGAAACCGUACCCCUGCGAGAUCUGCGGGACUCGUUUCCGCCACCUGCAGACCCUUAAGAGCCACUUGCGCAUACACACCGGCGAGAAGCCCUAUCACUGUGAGAAAUGCAACCUGCACUUCCGCCACAAGAGUCAGCUUCGUCUACACCUGCGGCAGAAGCACGGUGCCAUCACCAACACCAAAAUCCAGUACCGUGUUUCCACUGACACCAUGCCCACAGACCUCACUAAGGCUUGUUGA